Molecule: messenger RNA, 966 nt
Organism: Pochonia chlamydosporia 170
Lineage: Eukaryota; Fungi; Ascomycota; Sordariomycetes; Hypocreales; Clavicipitaceae
Product: ureidoglycolate hydrolase
Exons: 3
Coding region: 1-966 (321 amino acids)
Source: RefSeq, a predicted model, not a curated record
AUGAGCGCCGAAACCGACGCGAGCAACAGGCUGGAGGACCUCUCUGGAAUUACCCUUCAGCCUGGUGAGAAUCCAUACACUGCCUUUAUAAACGCCUGUCAUGAUGAUCCCAAAGAACUGCAACUGCUCUACUCUGUGCACCGUACAAAGCGAAAUGCCCAGCAAAAAGCAAAAUUUCUCGCCUCCGAUUUCAAGGGCCUGUCAAUUGACCAGACUAUUCUGAGGCUGGAGCGGCCAGAUAUCGAGCCUGGCUUCAAGGAUGAGCGAAAUUGCCUGGUAUUUUGGGCGAGACCGCCUCAUCAUAUUGUCCAGUUGGCGGCAAAGUUGCAGGGUCUGCUGCAAGACGCUGCGCCUGGAAUUUGGCUGAUGCCAACUCAUCGAAUGCACAUGACGGUUCUGGAGGUCGCAUUUUCCAAGACCCCUCAAGAGAUAGGAGCAUUGGUAUCUGCUAUUCGCCCUAGCAUCCCGGACAUUACUUCCUACACGCAUCGUCAUCGGUCACGAAUUGUGAAGCCCAUGAUUUCGUAUGAUACUUCUGCCUUUGCGGUGUCCUUCUUGCCGGCCUGUGGUGAGGAGACGCUGUCGCCGCCUCCGACUGCUCCUGAUGUUGCCGCCGAUGCUGUCACCCAGGGCGACGGGUACACGUAUCACCACCUCCGGCGAGAUGUGUUUGACAAGGUGCAGGAGGCAGGAUUGCAGGUCGGGUCACGGUAUCAGGUGCCUAGUGCGCAUAUUACGCUGGGCCGGUUCCUGGAUGAGGCGGACCAUGAUACGCCGGAGAAGAGGGAGAGGUGGGUGAAGGCCAUUGACGAUAUUAAUGAAUGGCUGGAGAAGGAGGUUUGGGAUGUGAAGGAUGGGGACUUUGUUGGAGAAUGGGUCGUCGGCCAGGAGAAGGGACUGGAUGCGAGGAAUGGGACGUUGUGGUAUGGAGGGGGCAGGACUAUCUUGUUGGGGGAGGGAUUCUAG